Molecule: messenger RNA, 2781 nt
Organism: Stylophora pistillata
Lineage: Eukaryota; Metazoa; Cnidaria; Anthozoa; Scleractinia; Pocilloporidae
Product: coiled-coil domain-containing protein 13
Biological process (GO): non-motile cilium assembly; cytoplasmic microtubule organization
Cellular component (GO): centriolar satellite
Source: RefSeq, a predicted model, not a curated record
AUGUCGGAUAAACUUAACAAAUAACUCUUAAAAAUCUUUUGAAAACAUGACCACGGACGCGUCCGAAUCGUUACGACAACAGUUCCAGCUAAUACAGGAACAACAACAGAAAAAACUUCUCGCCAGAAAACAGCGAAAGACCAAGAAUUCUGACAAGACAUCAAGGGACGAUGAAGAAGCUACAACGGUUGAAAGCUUUUGGGGACAUGACGGCACAAGCGAUCAUUUAGACUUAAAACUUGAUUCUAAGGUGCUUUUUGGGGAAGAGGCACCCGUGCACAGGGAACUUGAGGACUUGAAGGAUACUAUAAGGGUUCUUAAAGAUGAAAAUGGAAGACUCUACAAGCUUCUUGGUGAGAGAGAUGAAGAAAUGAGGAUUCUGAGAAAAGCACGAGCUGAAGAGAAAAAGGCUUUGGCUGGUACAGGGGUGGCAGCUGACACUGCUGCUGGUAGAAUCAUGGAACUGUCAAAGAAGAACAGAGAACUGAUGGCUGAUUUGGAAAGUGAACGUAACAAAGUACUGCAACUGAUGAAGAAGAUGAGAGAGAUGGAAAGAGAAAUGGUAUCCUCAGGAAUUUUGCAGAGUAACUCAAAACAGCCUGGCGAAGAGCAAAAGAGUAAAUCAAAGUCAUCAGAUUCAGAAAAGGAUAGCUCUGAAGUUGCUUCUCUGCAGGACAAAUUGAGCCAAGCAAACAAUAAAGUGGCAGAAUUUAGGAACCAAUGUGACAAACUCAAAAAAGAUUUAAAGGUUGCACAUAAGGUCCUUGCAAAGGAGGUUGGGGAUGGUUUCAACAUCGCUACACUGUUGAAUGACUCCAGUGGUUGGAGAGGACGACAACAGCAGAUCACUUCUUUACAAAAUAAGGUUACAGAGUUGAAGGGACAGUUGAAUCAGGUUGCUCGUGGUGGCUCAGUUACAUCAAACAACAUCUUUCUUAGAUCAGCCAUGAUGUCACCCUCCAGUGCUCCGUCCCAAUAUGACGAGAAACACCGCUCUGUGUUGAAAAAGAUCGAGAAAGAUCGUAAGGAGGCACAAGAGAAAACUCAAGCAGAGCUAGAGAGUUUGGACCAAGAGCACACCAAGUUACAACAAAAACACGACGCCGCCAAAGCGCGCAAUAAGGUGCUAGCUAGUGAACUGAAGGGAUUGAAGGCUCAAGUGCAAACCCUACUGGAGAAAGGAGCUCACGAUGAUGAACUUAUUGCUGCUCUUAUGAGGGAGCAGCAACAGCUGAAAAGUGCAGCAACUAAAAAGGACACUUCCUCAUCGCCUAAACCAGUGAACAAUUCAGAAGACAAGGCACAAAUAGAGCACCUUAAAUUGGCCUGCCAAGAGCGAGACGGACGGAUACAGCGGAUUGAAGAAGAACUCAGUAACGCGAGAGUAGCACUGCAAAACACUAACGAAAGAUAUAAGGAGCUUAGCGCGCGUGAGACAAAAUCUGUAGCGUGUGGUACGGAGGACUUACCGACAAAUGAAGAAAGGCUGAAUAAUAAUACUGCCCCUCAAGAGGAGCAGGUCUUAAAAGGACCAUUACUGGUAAACGGCUUUGUGGAGGGAGGACCCCAUGCGGAGAGGGCCGAACACGUAGGACUUCAAAAUAACAGUUACAUGUCGCAUAACAGACAAGGAAAUCCAUCACAGCAUCAUCCCGAAGGACCUGGAAGGACCCAGGGUUACUCUGUUCCCGGUAGUCCGGUUAGACGACACGUGAUGUCACGAGGAAGAAUAAACGGCACGCCGGGAAGGAAUUCAGCGCAUGGAAACCAGCUGCCGCCCACACCACCAAGUGGUGGACGUGGAAGCAGGGGACGCCGGAACAGUGUUGGAGGCAGUGACGAGAUCCAAUUAUUAAAAUCUCAAGUACAUGAGAACAAGUCCUUGUGUCAGGCGGCUGAAGUUGAGCGAGAUCGUCUCCUAGAACUGGUUACCCUCCUGCAGAAAAGAGUCGAUGACGCUAAUAACAGUGAGUUGGAGGCAAUCAACAAAUGGCAACAAGAACGACGUCAAGUCGUUCACGUGGAGAAGCAGCUGAGUAGAGUCCAGUCGGGACAGGGCGUGGCUAAAGGGCGAGGCAAAGGAUAUGGGUCUGUGGGCACAGGACAGGAACGACAAGGAAAGCCUGAAGACUUGGACGAGCUUGCAACUAGGCUGGCCAUCCAGACAGACGAAAACGACGCGCUUAAAGAAGCACUCAGUUCCACGCUGAAAGCCAAAGAAGAGGACUUAAAAUUUUACCAAGAGAUGAUCGAUCAGACCAAGAAGAUUUUCUUGCAGGGCCUGAGACAAUUUAGACAGAAUUCCGCCCCCAGCUAGUGUAUGCCAUUUGGAAUUUGGACUUCAUGCUGUAAGCCAUAUGAUAUCAAUAUGUACAAGAUCAAGCCUUCAAUCGAUUUUGUCUGUUUUGUCACGUUUUGCUCCCUGUGAAAAAAAAAAAAAAGAGAGAGAGAGAAAAAAUAUUUGUGAGAGACACUUGAAGACUUCCUAACCGUGCUUGCCUGUUCACAGUUGGUUUAAGUGUUUCGGUUCUUACUCGAGCGGCUUAAGCGAUAAUCGUAGACGGUAUUCUUGUAAACAGCCAGCAAAUUGGACGGUUUGCUAUCGCCUUUCACGUAGUCUCCUGCGAACAGCAUCGUAAACGCACUAAUUGAAUGUCGAUGAUACAAACUCCUCUUUCUAACACCUGGCCGCAUUCUCCUUUGUUUGUAGCGAACACUUUUAUCCCGCAACGCUGCUAAUUACGUACCUUCAAUUUAUCAGUUGAACCCUUCAACAUUGUU